Molecule: messenger RNA, 2239 nt
Organism: Thalassophryne amazonica
Lineage: Eukaryota; Metazoa; Chordata; Actinopteri; Batrachoidiformes; Batrachoididae
Gene: ggps1
Product: geranylgeranyl diphosphate synthase 1
Exons: 4
Coding region: 253-1194 (313 amino acids)
Biological process (GO): isoprenoid biosynthetic process
Molecular function (GO): prenyltransferase activity
Source: RefSeq, a predicted model, not a curated record
ACAGAAGAUGUCUCCCCCUCGGGCUGCACAAACGCUCGGACAGUUCGGUGGAGGUGAUUUUUUUACAGCAACAGCAGCUCGGUGCUCGGCUGUGGCCGCUGUCUGCACCGCCUGUAGCAACACUACAGCAAAGGAUGACGCCAUUUCUGUAAGCUGAAAAACGCCAACACUUCAGCGCCAAAACGCGGCGAACAAGCGGAUGCCAACAGUCCGCAAUUCACCUCGCAUUGCUAGACGUGUGAAUUGGAAACGAUGGACAUGGACUCGUCGUCCGAGCGAAUACUUCUGGAGCCCUACAGCUACUUGCUGCAACUGCCAGGAAAACAGAUGAGAAAAAAACUUGCUCACUCAUUUAACCAUUGGCUUCACAUUCCACAAGACAAGCUACAGGUGAUCAUUGAAGUGACUGAGAUGCUGCACAAUGCCAGCUUGCUCAUAGACGACAUUGAGGACAACUCCAAGCUGCGACGAGGCUUCCCCGUGGCUCACAGCAUUUAUGGCAUUCCUUCAGUUAUUAACUGUGCAAAUUAUGUUUACUUCUUGGGGUUAGAGAAGGUGCUGACCCUGGAACACCCCGAGGCUGUCAAAGUGUUUACCCGACAGCUGCUGGAGCUGCACCGCGGCCAGGGUCUGGAUAUCUAUUGGAGGGACCACUACACCUGUCCCACUGAGCAGGAGUACCAAAAAAUGGUGCUGCAGAAAACUGGAGGGCUCUUUGGUCUAGCUGUGGGCCUAAUGCAGCUCUUCUCAGACUGGGACACAGACUUGAAACCCCUCCUGGAUACGCUGGGCCUCUUCUUCCAGAUCCGUGAUGACUAUGCCAACUUGUGCUCUGGUGACUACACAAAGAGCAAGAGCUUCUGUGAGGACCUGACAGAGGGCAAAUUCUCCUUCCCCAUCAUUCAUGCCAUAUGGUCGUGCCCAGAAAGCACUCAGGUGCAGAACAUCCUUCGUCACCGCACGGAGAGCACAGACAUCAAACGCUACUGUGUGGAUUACCUGGAGAAGUUGGGCUCAUUUGCGUACACCCGGCAGACUCUGUUUGAGUUGGAAGCUGAAGCAUAUCGGCUCAUCAAGGAGUUUGGUGGAAACCCUCAGCUGGAGAGUCUGGUGGAAAACCUCAGCGAAAUGCACCAUAAGGGAGAAAUGAUGGCAGGAACCAGUACUGAGCCACACUCCAGCCCAAACCACUGACCUCAACCACCUUUUGCACGUGUUCUCCAACCAUGUGCCAUGAAGGUCCAAGAGGGUACAGGGUCUCAUUACAACCAGACAGCCACUGAAUUUUAACACCAGUGUGAAUUAAGGGGGAUUCGUUAUUGAAAUUGUCUGUGGGUGGUGGCAAAAUAAAAUCUACUCCCUCUUGGAUCUUCGUGAGAUCAUUGUUGUUCUCCUACUAGCCUUAGCCUAUCUAAUAACACACACGUUUUAACAUAACUAGCGACUGCGUGUAUAGCUUAGGAUUGGUAAUAUUUAAAUUUAUUUUAAGUCAUACUUUAUCACAUUUGAACUUUCUUUUUGUGGACAAUUUGGAUUUUUGCUGUCAUCUUUUCUGUGCUGCAUUAUAUCCAUCAAAUGUUGCUUGAUAAAGUGCACAAUGUGAUGUGUACAUCAUUCAGUGUAUUUAAACAUGCAUAACUGUACAAGCAUGGAAGAACAUCAGACUGUGUGGUUUGGGUUUUCUGAAUGUACUUCUUUCCACUAAAUGAAAAUUCCUCAUUGAGCUUGAGGAAAAUAUUUUACACUGGUUUGUGUGUAUCUAUCCCACAUCUACUUUCCUGAAAUCCUUGGGAUUUUGUUUUAAUGUGGGUGUUUUUAGUGUGUGUGUGGUGUACAUUUACUGAUCCCAAAUCAAACAGCCACAGUGCCAGACUAACAGUGAUAUAAGAACUGUCUUUGUCUCACACACACGGCUCUAUAAUUUUGAUUAAUAAUGGUAAUGUUUACCCUAACCUGUGCUCUCGAACCCAACCUUUGAACUUGGCAAGGCCUUAAAGUAUAAUUUACUGUAGCAAGUGUGAUCAUUCCAUGAAGAUCAUGUCGAGCCUUUACGAGCACAAGACUUACGAAUCUAGGCUCCCUGCUUCAAAAUUAGAAUGGAAACGCAUCCGGUGGUGAACUUGUCCAAGGUCUUACUGAAAAUAUCGCAUACACAUCGACCACACGGACACACGCAUUGAUUCCCUCAUCAGCAGUUCACAAAACAAUUUGGAUUUGAUGCAUCCAAACACUCCUUUUC